GCCCGAGGGGGCAAAGCUAAAGAGCUGCCCCGGCUGGGGCGCGGGCAUUUGGGAGCCCUGAAACAGCCCAUCCUUUCCUGCGGUCCCCUUUUUGUAGAAGCAGGCGCGGGAGGGAGGGCAGCCGCUUUGUCCCGCGCGCCGCCGGGCUCCGCCGCCUGUGGCGGGCAGGGGCGCAGCCCGCGGGACACCCGGUUGGCGCGGGCGGCCCUUCGGCUCCGCGUCGGCUUUCCAGCCCGCCCUCCAUUUGGCAAGGCUUUCUCCUGCGCGCCUACUGUGCGCGCGCGCGUGGUGCCCACUGAGCGCAGGGGGGCGCUCUGCAGCCCGGGCCCUGGGGCCCCGACCCUCCCCCGCCGCCCUCUGCCCUAUUCCCGAGGGCGGGCGUCCCGGGUCGGAUCAGGCUGUGUAUUUGCAAACCGUGCUUCAGGAAUCGGUUCUGGGGUGCCUCCCUGGUUGGCAACAAGGUUUUUCCCCGGUUGUAGCCUGCCCCUGCCCUGGGUCACAUGCCGUCGCCUCUUCCUCCGCGGUGCCGGGAGCCCGCGUUUUGUUUGUCAGCAGUAAGGCGGUGUGGGCUAAAUCUGUGGCUUUAAGAAAGCCCGAGGGCCGCAAGGCAAACCCGGGAGAAGCCCCUUCCCGUGGGCAAUUGGAACCUUCUGACGCAGAGGAGAAGCCGUCCCCUCUCCCGAACUUAUGACCCGUGGCUUCGCUCCCAGUCUGCCCAGCGAGUUCCACAAGAUGGGCUCCUUCCGCAGGCACCGGCCGCGCUUCAUGAGCUCCCCGGUGCUCAGCGAUCUGCCCCGAUUCCAAGCCACACGGCAGGCUCUGCAGCUGAGCUCCAGCUCGGCCUGGAACAGUGUCCAGACUGCCGUGAUCAACGUCUUCAAAGGGGGUGGCUUGCAAAGCAACGAGCUCUAUGCACUGAACGAAAACAUCAGGAGGCUGCUGAAGAGUGAACUUGGAUCAUUCAUUACAGACUAUUUCCAGAACCAGCUUCUUGCCAAAGGCCUGUUGUUUGUGGAGGAGAAGAUUAAGCUGUGCGAAGGUGAAAAUCGCAUUGAGGUUCUGGCUGAAGUGUGGGACCACUUCUUCACUGAGACUCUCCCCACCCUGCAGGCAAUAUUUUAUCCAGUUCAGGGCCAGGAGCUGACCAUCCGCCAGAUUUCCCUGCUGGGCUUCCGGGACCUGGUCCUGCUGAAGGUGAAGCUGGGUGACUUGCUGCUGCUGGCCCAGUCCCAGCCGCCCCCAUCCAUUGUCCAGAUGUUGCUUAUCCUACAGAGUGUUCACGAGCCCACGGGCCCCAGUGAGGGUUAUCUGCAGCUGGAGGAGCUGGUGAAGCAAGUGGUGUCUCCGUUCCUCGGCAUCAGCGAGGACCGCGGCGUCUCGGGCCCCAUGUAUAUGUUGGCCAGACGCCACUCCAGGGUCCGGCCCAAGGUCGCUGUCCUGAACUAUGCCUCCCCAACGACCACCGUCAGCCGGCCACUGAAUGAGACGGCUCUGACCCCUCUGACGGAGCAAGAGGGGGAGGCCUACCUGGAGAAGUGCGGCAGCGUCCGGCGGCACACGGUGGCCAACGCCCACUCAGACAUCCAGCUGCUGGCCAUGGCCACCAUGAUGCACUCAGGCUUAGGCGAGGAGCCCGGCGGUGAGGACAAGUGUCUGCUCCUGCCGCCCAGCUUCUCCCCACCCCACCGGCAGUGCUCCAGUGAGCCCAACAUCACCGACAGCCCUGAUGAGCUGGAGGAGGUGACAGGGGGCAGCCAGCCGGACUCUGAGCUGAACUGUGCUUCCCUCGGCUGAAAGUCACCUCUGGGACUUCCCAGCUCCAGCCUGGCAACCAGCUAGAGGACUGCUCUGUCCCGGGGGGGUUCUCCAAGGGACUCUUCCUGUGGGCGAUGCUGCCCGUGUCUUUUGGGUGCAGGCCCAGUCCAAGUGCCCGAGGGGACAUCCCGGUUGUGAACCUCUCUGUUUUCGUGACUGUGACCACCUCUUUGCAGCCACACAGACCCAACUGCCUAAUGUUCACUUUCUGCUUGCCUGACUCCAGACCCCCCCCUCUCUGGGCUUUUUCCCCAGAUAGUGGACGGUCUGACCCUCCCAACAAUAUGGCCCAGGGCCCCUGGUGUCACGAUAGCAGGAGGUCGGCUGAGCCACACACAAAGCCAGCAAGGGUGCAUUGGCCUCUGGAGUUCCCUGUUAGGUUCUUGUGAUGUGGGCUCACAGGUGAGGAGAGGUAGUGGAGGGGUGUCUCUCCCCACCCACCCCCAUUCUGCGGGGAGUGGAAGGAGGCAGCAGCCUUCCCAAGCACAACUCUGGGAGGGUGCCUUCCUUACUGUAGUUCACAAUUACUGGGAGGAGCUGCCCCCUCGUGUGGGUGAGGGCCAUUCUCACCUGUAUCCAGACCCUCCCUGCCGCCUUUGCCUUUUGGCCCAGGAGGGCUGCAGGGCUGCGGAAGUCCCCUGGUGGAGUAUUUCCCUCUCAGGCCUCCCCACCAAGCUCAAGGAACUAACCUCCCUGGUGGAGUAGCUGGUGCCUUCAUUCCGCUUUAAUUUCAGACACUGAUCAUUUUCCUGUUGUGGGUGAGGGGCCAGCUGAUAACCAACCAGUUAGUCUGUUCCUGGAUUUGACUUGAAUUUUUUAAAUACGCGUUUCAAAAAAAAAUUGUUCGCAAAUAUUUGCACGUAGGAUCCUGCACUGCUCAUUUCCAAUGGGGUGUGUCUUCAAACUAGAAAAUAGCCACACACACACACACACACACACACACACACCCCACUUAGGAACGCCUCCUGGAAGGGGACCCGUGGUGGGCAGGGCUCAUCAGCUGCGGAGCGCUGGAAGCUGCUGGACCUGAGUCCAGAACGGCCUGUGUUUUGAGUGUCCCGGUCUGUAGCACUGAGGCUGGGAGCCUCAGUCUGUCUCAUGAGCAGAGGCUUGCAGUAAAUGGGAUGUCUCGAUGCUUCACAUAGAGGGAGAUGUGGGCAGGGCCUUCUGGAGAGAUGUUUAUUCCCCGUGAUUAAAGAAAUGCCAGAAGUGCCUGGAAUUUCUAACAGCUGAGCUCUCAAAAGUGCUAUUUGGGGCAGCAGGCUCUGGUACUGUGCUGAAUCAUUAACACUGAUCCCCCCAGGUCUGGGCUUUUUAUCCACCUGUGACGCCUGUUCUUCUCCUUGUAUCUGCUUGUUGGCCUCACUGGCAACUCCAGUGAGAGCUCCAGCAAAAUGAGAAGGAUCCCCUGAACCCUUCAGGCACCUUGUAGGUGGCCUCUUGGUCUUUGGAAACUGGUUAUGAAAUCUCAGAGCCGGGAGCCAGCGUGACUUCCGACAUGGCAGGAAGAGCCUGGGAGAAGAUGAAGACAGUGUCAGCUGCCAGCUGGGGAAGAGGCCUUCUAAGCACAUCGACGCCAUGACGGCACAUCCCUUCUGGGUGAAGAUCUGGAACGUGACCAGAGUCAUGCUUUCGAUGGCUUGUAAUUUGGAAAGUUUCUUUAAAAAGUUGUCUCAUUUUUAUUCUUCUAAGGGAGGGGGGAAGAGAAAUGUCCAGAGGAGAUCUUCGGAGAAUUUCGAACAAAAAAUAAUAUCUGUGUAUGUGUUGGAUAAAAGUCCACAAAUUGACUAACGUGCAUUAGCAAAUAGAACAUCACUAAGUAACAACAUGAUGAUUUAUUUAACUGAUGGUGUCUGUCCUUACUGGUACACUUAGCACUUGGGACUAGUUAUUUAUUGAUCCAGGCAAAGUAAUUAAUCAUGCUUGGGUUUGCUUUUUCCGUUUACAACGUUAAUGAUCUAUAUGCUUUUAAAUGCCUUGUCCAUCUACUAAAUGCCCCUGAUGAGGACAGCAGUCAUCGGUUAAACAUGUCAGCUCUUGGGAUAAGAACGGGAGUAUCAGUGCAGACCCAGGGCCUUAGUUGCCGAUGACUGUUGGCCAGUUUACAACUUCAUGUUUGAUGUGUCUCCCUGAUGUCAUACAGUGCAUAUUUCAGACUGUACACCCACAGUUUUGUUGGUGUUUAUGGGCAUUUUAGCCAUCCGAGCUAUGGCAGGAGUGGUGGCUGCAGUGUUUGCAACCACUUUGUUGCCCCUUUAGAAGAUGAAGCUAGAAUCUUCCGGUGGCUGAGUUCUAAUGACAGGAAGCUAUCACGACUCCAAGCUCUGAGUGAGCUCACCAACCAAAAACCUUUCAUGUUUGUCUGUUUCCAAAAUAGAAGUCAAUAAACAUCAUUUUGUACACGUC
Molecule: messenger RNA, 4221 nt
Organism: Suricata suricatta (meerkat)
Lineage: Eukaryota; Metazoa; Chordata; Mammalia; Carnivora; Herpestidae
Gene: PRR5L
Product: proline rich 5 like
Exons: 9
Coding region: 688-1794 (368 amino acids)
Biological process (GO): TORC2 signaling
Cellular component (GO): TORC2 complex
Source: RefSeq, a predicted model, not a curated record